AUGGCUCUCCCCAAAUCUAUCCCUAUGACACUUGCGGUGGCGCUCCUUCUUGCUGGGAUCGCGACUGCGGAAGCCCAAAACUGCGGCUGCUCCACCGACCUCUGCUGCAGCCGCUUCGGCUACUGCGGCACCAGCGACGACUACUGCGGCGCUGGUUGCCGGGAAGGGCCGUGUUACACCUCGCCCACCAACGACGUUUCGGUGGCCGACGUGGUGACACAGAGCUUCUUCGACGGCAUCAUCGGCCAGGCUGACGGCGGCUGCGCUGGCAGGGGAUUCUACUCGCGCGACGCUUUCCUGACCGCCGCCGGCUACUACCCCAACUUCGGCCGCACCGGCUCCGCCAACGACUCCCGCCGUGAGAUCGCCGCCUUCUUUGCCCACGUCACGCACGAGACUGGACAUUUCUGCUACAUCGAAGAGAUCAACGGCGCGUCGAGGGAUUACUGCGACGAUACCAACACCGAAUGGCCGUGCGUCGCCGGGAGGAACUACUACGGCCGCGGCCCCAUCCAACUGUCCUGGAACUUCAACUACGGCCCCGCCGGCCGGGACAUCGGCUUCGACGGCCUCGGAGCGCCGGAGACGGUGGCCAAUGACGUCGUCAUCUCCUUCAGGACCGCCCUGUGGUAUUGGAUGAACAACUGCCACUCCCUCAUCAUCUCCGGCCAAGGGUUCGGCGCCACCAUCCGCGCGAUCAACGGCGCCCUCGAGUGCGACGGCAACAAUCCGGCGACCGUCAACGCUCGUGUUGGCUACUACAGGGAUUAUUGCAGUCAAUUGGGCGUUGACCCCGGCAGCAAUCUCACUUGUUGAGUUCUUAAUUGAUGAUCAUAGAUAAAUCUGGAACAGAUUUACUACACAUUAAUAACAAUGAAUAAA
This is a messenger RNA of Zingiber officinale, 882 nucleotides long. RefSeq names its product chitinase 6-like. The transcript is spliced from 2 exons. Lineage: Eukaryota; Viridiplantae; Streptophyta; Magnoliopsida; Zingiberales; Zingiberaceae. The record is from RefSeq and is a predicted model, not a curated record. Gene Ontology annotation, molecular function: chitinase activity; chitin binding. Bases 1 to 816 code for a protein of 271 amino acids. Gene Ontology annotation, biological process: carbohydrate metabolic process; cell wall macromolecule catabolic process; chitin catabolic process.